AUGUUUACCCCUGUCGAAACCACUAUUGGCGCACUUUUGCUCCAUCAAUCAACGAGCAACCUCCUCUACCAGAAUGGAGAUAUCUUGGGGGCUUCGGGAUUGCUGCGUCGAAUCUUCUCAGGACCCACAAAGGAGCUGGUCGCCUUCUUCGCUGGGAUGGCGCUGAGUUACAUUCCACUGCACGCAAUGGCACCGCAACUGGCAACGGCCUACCCAUCCGUAACACUGACACCACAAGUUGCCAUUGCCACAUUUGGACUGGGUGCCAUAGUAGGAUGGGGAACAAAGAUGUCGAAUGGCUGUACAUCCGGACACAUGCUCUGUGGAUUGUCACGACUAAGCGGUCGCUCUACAGUAGCAGUCGUUACCUUCUUCCCAGUCGCCAUCAUCACACAUCACCUCGCUCAUCCUACACUGCGCACCUCAGCGUGUCCUGGAAACAUACCAUGCUACACUCCCGUCUAUCCUUCACCGGCCAACGCCGCCUCCCUUCUCGUUCUCACAGCCCUGAGCAUACUCUCCGCCCGAACAAUACCUGGUCUCGUCGCGAGAUUGACAAGCCCUUCCCAAAAAGAGAACAACGGAAAAGCGCCCCCAACAAAUACCCUUUCCGCUCCACGCAUAGCAACGAAUUUCUUCUCCGGCCUCCUCUUUGCCCUCGGCCUCCACAUCUCCGGGAUGUCACACCCCGCAAAAGUCACAUCAUUCCUAUCCUUCCCCGUCCUCGACCAAUGGGACCCCUCCCUCGCACUCAUCAUCCUCUUCGGCGUGCUACCCAACCUCGUCGAGAACCAAAUCCGAGGCUUCGCGUCACCGCCAAAGUUUGCAAACCAGUUUUCACUGCCGACAAAGACGCUCAAGGACAUAGAUGCAAAGUUUGUUUUGGGAGCUGCUGCUUUUGGGAUCGGCUGGGGGCUUUCUGGAACGUGUCCUGGACCAGCGGUUCUGAGGGCUGUUGUGCAGCCGGUGUGGGGUGCAUUGUGGAUGACGGGGUUUUGGGUCGGUGGGAGGAUAUUGUCAUGA
This is a messenger RNA of Plenodomus lingam JN3, 1023 nucleotides long. RefSeq lists its product as uncharacterized. The record is from RefSeq and is a predicted model, not a curated record. NCBI's taxonomy places the organism in Eukaryota, Fungi, Ascomycota, Dothideomycetes, Pleosporales, Leptosphaeriaceae. Gene Ontology annotation, cellular component: plasma membrane.